GUUAAGAGCUCAAUUGAAGUUUUGAGAUUAAUUUGGAUAAUCGGCUGCCCUUUCCCCUAAUUCGUGACAUUUUUGUAUCGUUCUUCCCGAAAACAAUGGAGAAUUUGCAAUUUGUAGUUGUAACAGGUUACUUCAGGAAUUCCAAGAUCGAAAGUUGAAUCUGCGCGUUAAUUGAGGGAAAGUUUCAAGUUCAUCCAUGGAGAGGACGGAGCGUCAACGUCGAAAUCAUCCUCCGUAUCGUUCGGCUGCACCAUCUGAUUUGGCCGGAUCUUCGAGCUCCACUUCCCGCAGAUCUUAUUCCAACCGCAGUAGAAACGCCGACCACAAGCAUUCUAAGUACAAUACCAACAGUAAUCUCAGCUUUGAGGAUGAUGCUGACUGGCGUAGCAGAAGAAGUAGCGAUAGUAAAAUCUAUUUACAGAAGCUAGAGGCGAAAGAAGACGACGUUGGACAUGAUGGCCGUUCUCACUUCGAUCUCCCGCCGGUAUUAAUCGGCACUUGUCCUUCCAUGUGCCCUGAGGCAGAAAGAGCACAGCGGGAAAGGCUGCGAGAUUUGGCUAUAUUUGAAAGGCUGCACGGAAAUCCUAGAAAAACAUCUCCAGAUCUGGCCGUCAAAAAGUUCUGCAGAACAAUGUCCGCCAAGAGUGACCAAGCAUUAGAUGUGCGGCCUCUACCUGUACUGGAGAAAACAUUGAAAUAUGUCCUAAGCUUUUUGGAUACUAAAGAGCAACCUUUUGAAGUGAUUCAUGACUUUGUAUUUGAUAGAACAAGAUCUAUAAGGCAAGACCUCAGCGUACAGAAUAUUGUUAAUGAGAAGGCCAUCUACAUGUAUGAAGAAAUGGUUAGAUUUCAUGUCACAUCACACCAGAAGCUUUUAAAUGGUGAUAGUAAUUCAAAUGCUUCCUCAAUGCAUCACCUCAACAAGCAGCAGCUCUCAAAGGCUUUGAUCACACUACUUAAUCUCUAUGAAAUUAACAGAUCCAACGGUGCUAUAUUUGAAAAUGAAGCCGAGUUCCAUUCAUUGUAUGUGCUGCUUCAUCUGGAUUCUAAUAGCCAAGCAACGGGGGUUACUUUGUGGUUUCGUACUUUACGGUCUCCUGCGAUCAAGUCAAAGGAAAUGCGUUUUGCUCGGACAAUUUUACGAUAUUUUCGGAUGUGUAAUUAUAAGGGUUUCCUUUGUACCAUAGGAGCUGAGGCUUCCAACCUUCAAUAUUGCAUUCUUGAACCUUACGUUAAUGAGAUUCGAGCAUUAGCUUUGUCUUACAUAAACAAUGGUGGAUACAAGCUUCAUCCCUAUCCUCUGGUGGAUCUAUCCAUGCUUUUAAUGAUGGAGGAAUCAGAAGUGGAAUCAUUUUGCAAGGCCUGUGGUCUUGUAACUUCUGGAGAUGAACUAGGAAACAUGUCACUUCCUACCAAACAAACAACAUUUUCCUGUCCCAAAGGAGCGUUUCAAAGAUACAGCUUUGUGAAGUUGAAAUAACAUCAAGGUGGCUAUCUAUACAACUCAUUGUUUCAUCAUUUUUCUUUAUAGAUUCUUAGGGCUUAAUUUCUGGUAGGACUAUUCUAUACUGUAUUAUACAGUUGUGUUCUGUGAAAGCUGUAUUAUCCCACAAUUUAUAUUGUAUUGUUGUCUUAUAGGGAUAAGAACUAACUAUGUAUCAUUUGUAUAAUGCCAUGAUUUUAUUUGGA
This is a messenger RNA of Cucurbita moschata (crookneck pumpkin), 1689 nucleotides long. RefSeq names its product SAC3 family protein C. Lineage: Eukaryota; Viridiplantae; Streptophyta; Magnoliopsida; Cucurbitales; Cucurbitaceae. The record is from RefSeq and is a predicted model, not a curated record. Gene Ontology annotation, biological process: mRNA export from nucleus. Bases 197 to 1480 code for a protein of 427 amino acids. The transcript has 8 exons. Gene Ontology annotation, cellular component: transcription export complex 2; nucleus; cytoplasm.